AUGUUGAAUUUUCCUAAGUUCAGUCUAAUUCGAAAUUUCAAUGAAAUCUUUUUGCAGCACGCCCCUGAAAAAGCAUCAAUAAAGGUCCAAGCCCACUUUCACGAAUAUUGUGCUCGGAAUCACAUUCAGGAGAAGAGAGGUCACACUACUGAAAUGACUAAGCCAUCUAACCCCGAUCCAAAUCUGGCCGCCACUAAAAUUCAAGCAACUUACCGUGGCUAUCGAACCCGCAAAGAGCUUGCUCAUGUUCGCCACUCUGAGCCCUUUUCUCCCAGUUUUGAGCAACUGAAAAUCAGUCGUGAAGAGCGUCAUGGUCUUAGUGAUGUUUCUAAUAAACCUGACCAUGAAUCAAUGGAGGAUGCAGAGGAGAGAAGGAAUCGUGCUGCAACUAGAAUUCAGGCAGCUUAUAGGGGUUACCACGUUCGUUCUCAUUUGGGCGAACUUCAUAGUAGUGGUGGAAGUAGUCCCUGUUACUCUCCUCAAAUCUCUGGAGAUGAAGCUGCCACAAAAAUUCAAGCUGCUUUCCGUGGUUAUCGUGUCCGCAAAAACAUGCGCUCUCAAACAGCUCCUAUUCCUCGAUAUGACGAACAGAAGUACAAUGAAGCAGCCCGUAAAAUCCAGGCCAAUUACCGUGGUUACCGGGUGAGGAAGGAGUUUGGAAAUUUCGUACACCACCAUAAUACCAAUGAGUCAUGA
Molecule: messenger RNA, 696 nt
Organism: Rodentolepis nana
Lineage: Eukaryota; Metazoa; Platyhelminthes; Cestoda; Cyclophyllidea; Hymenolepididae
Source: the annotation of a GenBank genome assembly